This is a messenger RNA of Colletotrichum spaethianum, 1572 nucleotides long. RefSeq names its product putative transporter SEO1. Gene Ontology annotation, molecular function: L-cysteine transmembrane transporter activity. Lineage: Eukaryota; Fungi; Ascomycota; Sordariomycetes; Glomerellales; Glomerellaceae. The record is from RefSeq and is a predicted model, not a curated record. Gene Ontology annotation, biological process: L-cysteine transport; transmembrane transport. The coding region runs from base 1 to 1572 and encodes 523 amino acids. Gene Ontology annotation, cellular component: membrane. The transcript has 3 exons.
AUGACCGAGGAGAAGGGGGUUCGCCCUCAAGUUAUGAGCCCAUCCAAGGGUAAAACCGUUACGGAGAAGAACGCCGACGUGACGCUACGAUUGCUCGAACAACAUGGCGACGACUUCGGGCCGCUUACGCCUGAGUUGGAGAAGAAGAUCCGCAGAAAGCUUUAUCUUCGCGUCAUGACUCUGUUGUCCGCAAUCAACAUUAUGUUGUUUGUCGAUAAGUCAACGCUCGGCUAUGCCGCCAUCCUAGGCCUCUUUGAGGAGACCGGUAUCAGACAAGCCCAGUACAACAAUCUGAACACAAUGUUCUACGUCGGAUAUCUGGCAUUCCAAUGGCCCGGUCACUACCUCAUGCAAAAACUACCUUUCGGCAAGUACGUCUCCAUAACCAUCUUCGCCUGGUCCGUAAUCAUCUUUUUGCACUGCGUCGCAACCCGCUACGCCGGCCUUGUCGUGAUGCGCCUCGCUCUCGGCGCUGCGGAAGCCGUCAUCGUGCCCGCGAUGGAGAUUACAAUCGGAAUGUUUUUCAACCGCCACGAGCAGUCCUUCCUGCAGCCCGUGCUCUGGAUCACCUGCCAGGCAGCCCCCGUGGUGACGGGCUUCCUCUCCUACGGCCUACUCUGGACUACCGGUCCCGUCCUCCCCUGGAAGCUGCUCCACGUCGUCACGGGCGGUCUCACGCUUCUCCUGGCGGUCUGGGUGUGGUUCGAUUACCCCAGCAACCCGGCUGAGGCGCGCUUCCUUACACUCGAAGAGAAGGUGCAGGUCAUCCGACGCGUGCAUCAAGCGCAGCAAAGCUCGAUCGAGCAGAAGCAGUUCAAGAAGGAGCAAUUCGUGGAGACGAUGAAGGACCCCGUGUCGUGGCUGUUCGCGUUGCAGUCUUUCACACUGAUGUAUUCGAACAACCUGAACUACGGACAGAAGAACCUUAUCACUACGUCCAUCGGUAUCAAGCCGCUCGGGUCUACCCUUGUCGCUGCGGCUGGAGGCGGUUUCGGCAUGGCUUGCUGCGUCGUCGCUACAUUUGCCCUGCGCAGGUGGCCAAAGAAUCUGGCUCUGCACGGGACGGUGUGGUGUCUUCCCGCUGUAGCGGGUGGUAUUGCCAUGGUCACAAUCAACUGGGAAUCCAAAAUCGCUCUUUUGGGAUCGCUUAUCUUGGCUGCCAGCACAUAUGGCGUGACCUACAUUAUCGCGUUGGGCUGGACGACAUCGACGGCGGCAGGGUACACCAAGAAGCUGACGCGGAACGUCAUGUUUAUGCUAGGCUACAGCGUCGGCAAUCUCGUGUCGCCGCAGAUUUGGGUGUCGAGUAACGGGCCGCGGUUCUACGGCGCAUGGUCAUCAAUGAUCACGGUCAGUUGGGUGGGCACGCCGCUCAUCCUUUGGAUUAUCCGUUUCAUCCUUUCGCGUAGGAAUGCAGAAAGGUUGGAGUACAUUGCUAACCUGAGUGAUGACGAGCGGGAAGGGUGGGUUGAGCAGGUGGAUGAAAAUGGCGAGGUUAUCAAGGUCAAGGUCGACAUCGCUGUAUUAGACCUGACGGACUUGCAAAACAAACAGUUCAUUUACCCCCUGUAA